AUGGAGAAACAACACGCGGAAAUUCGGGAUCCUUGUCUCAGUCCGCAUGAUUCUUUACCCAUUGGCUCAAGUAGCUCACAGAGCAUUGCUUCGGCAGGGAAAUCAAGAAGCUACCGUUUUCAGAGUCAUUUGCUUGACGGCGAGUAUGAGAGACCCUGGAUCAAUGACUCGAAACUCCGCCGGACUCUCUUGGGGAACUACAUCAUUUGGGGAUUUGUCGGGUUAUCGCUCCUUCUCAGUGCCUAUUAUAAUUAUGCAGAGACAAAAAAAGUCCCGAAAUACCAAUACUGUCUGCUUCUUGACGACCAGUUCAGUGCGGUGGACACCAGCGUGUGGAAUUACGAGGUUCAGCUCAAUGGCUUCGGGACCGGUGAAUUUGACUGGACUACGACAGCGAACAGCAAUGCUUUCGUAGAUGCAGAGGGCCUACACAUCAUACCAACCUUGACAGAUGAGACUACCCCAAUCACCAACGCCGAGAUCUUUAAUGGAUACACAUUAAACCUGACCAAGGCCGGUGGUGAUGGAACAUGCACAGGCACAACAAGCGCAGAAUGCUCUAUCCGCUCGAACCAGACGCAGAAUUUAGUGAUACCUCCAGUUCAAUCAGCACGCCUCAAUACCAAGGGCAAGAAAAGCAUUCGCUACGGUCGUGUUGAAGUCGUUGCAAAGCUACCCCGAGGAGAUUGGCUCUGGCCGGCGAUUUGGAUGAUGCCAGUUACUGACACUUACGGGCCAUGGCCUGCAAGCGGCGAGAUUGAUAUCAUGGAGAGCCGAGGCAACGGGAUCAGCUAUCCUAAAGGAGGCAGAAACGUCAUGUCGAGCACUCUACACUGGGGACCGACAUCAAUCCUUGACGCUUUUUGGCGAACCACGGGCGGCAGACCGAUGCAGAGAGGCGACUAUAGCGACGCAUUCCAUACCUUCGGCCUGGUGUGGAGCGAGAAUCAGAUUUACACCUAUGUUGACAAUCCACUUUCCCAAGUGAUGGUGGUUGACUUUCCCAAAUCCAGUACCAUGUGGCAGAGAGGUCAUUUCAGUGGUGACACGGUAAACUCAACCAUUUUGCUUGAUCCAUGGGCGCAGUCCGGGAGGCCGAAUGCUCCGUUCGAUCAGCCUUUCUACUUAAUUCUUAAUGUCGCCGUCGGUGGCACGAAUGGGUACUUCGAAGAUACAGUCGGAGACAAACCAUGGAGCGAUGCAGGUCCUGCUGCGUCCGAGUUCUAUAAAAGUGUCGACAAAUGGUUACCUACCUGGCCCUCAGGCAGCGAGAUUGCGCAGCGGGGGAUGACAAUCAAGUCUGUCAAAAUGUGGCAGCAAGGACCCUGUAGCUAA
This is a messenger RNA of Penicillium canariense, 1335 nucleotides long. Its product is annotated as beta-1-3-glucan-binding protein precursor. Bases 1 to 1335 code for a protein of 444 amino acids. NCBI's taxonomy places the organism in Eukaryota, Fungi, Ascomycota, Eurotiomycetes, Eurotiales, Aspergillaceae. Gene Ontology annotation, biological process: carbohydrate metabolic process. The record is from RefSeq and is a predicted model, not a curated record. The transcript is spliced from 7 exons. Gene Ontology annotation, molecular function: hydrolase activity, hydrolyzing O-glycosyl compounds.